AUGCUCCGGAAGCUUGUCAUCACCGGCGGCAUCGCAGCCGUGGCCUCGGUGGCCGCGGUGUCCGCCACGGCUUCCCCCCACAUGGACUCGAGCCCCAGUUCGCCGGCGGUCCUGAAGCACCUGGCCGAGGAAGUGGCCCGCAACAACAUGCCCGACCCGCAGGACAUCCAGGAGACCGUCCAAGAUGCAUUGGAAUCGGAAGAGGCCCAGCACAUCGCGGACUUGGCCCAGUCCGAGCUAACCAAGCAAGCUGUCGGGGCGCUGGCCAACCUGGCCCGCGAGCGCGCACCUCGCCGUGAUGAUGAUGAUGAUGAUGAUGAUGAUGAGGACGACGACGAGGACGACGAGGACAACGACGAGGACGAUGACGAGGAGGAGGAGGAGGAGGUAGUCGGGCGGGAGGCCGGUGACAACCACCGAGCCGGCCCUGGCAGCGUGAUCCGCUGCGGGACGACCGUUCCCUCGACGGCUGGCGGCGCGCGGCGGCCCCGGCGCGAGGAUGCCCGUGAAGAUGACUCCGGCUGGUUCGAUGCCGCCGGGGACUGGAUUAGCGAUGUCGGUCGCGAUGCCGGGAGCUGGAUCAGCGGGGCCAUCGACGACGCCGGGAGCUGGCUCGGCGGUGCGGCCAGCGAUGCUGGCGACUGGCUGUCGGACGCGGCCGACAGCGCCGGCGAUUGGGUGUCCGGCCGCCUUGAGGAGCGUCUCGAGCGAACCACCGAGACGGUCACCCUCACGCGCGGACGCCGCGACCAGCUCCGGAAUGGGUGGGAUUCCCAGGAGGAGCCACUGGCCGCGGCGCGCAUGGAGGCCGAUGCGCUGGUCCGGCUGAUGCGGUCUCGCCGUGAUGUCCGGAGCUCGGCGCCGCCAGAUCUGACCAAGGACGGGAGCUUGGCCGGGCAUCAGUCCUCGGACAGCCUGCCCGCUGACCCAUCGAGCGGCGAUGAUUCAAGUCCUCCCGGCCACGGGGCAGGCGACGGUGCCGUCGAUGGUUCGGCCACCGAGCCCGAAGGCUCCCAGACGAGUGACGCCCCGAGUGAUUCCGAAGGCACCGACCUUGACCCGGAGAGCGGCCAGCAAGGGGGGCUGACCGACGGGGAUGCUGAUAGCGAUGACGAUGCCGAUGGCGAUAAUGAUGGUGGUGUCCAGGUGCCGUCGGCCCCGAUCGCGGAUCUACCACCGCACGAGGACCCAGGCCGCCUGCGCGGCCGCGAGGAAGAGGAGGAGGAGGAGGAGCACCGGCGCCAUGGCGGCAACAGUCGGAAGGCCUUCAAGAAGGCCAUGAAGCACGGGGACUUCGGCGUCCUGCUGCCGUCGGUGCCGGAGCCGCCGCGUCAUCCACUGCCGCCGCCGCCGCCGCCGCCGCCGCCGCCGCCGCCGCCCCCCAAGCCGACCAGCCCGGUGGUGGUGGUGUGCCCGUGCUCCUCUUCGGGGUGCGGAUCAUGCAACCAGUCGAACCAGGGGUCCUCCGGCUCGUCUGGUGGUAACUCGCAAGGCAACUCCACCUCCAACUCCAAUUCCAACUCCAACUCCAACUCCAACGCCAACUCCAACGCCAAUGCAAACGCAAAUGCCAAUGCGAAUCCCGGCGCCUCGGCCACCGCUCCGGCCGCCGCGAACGGCUACAACUCCCAGUCGCAAUAUGUCUUUGUGACGGCCAAUCCCGCGGCCAACGGGCCGCCACCGCCGCCCCCGGUUGCCGGCCCGGCAUACCAGCAGCAUUAUCCCCCGCCGGGCGGCGGCUACCCGAUGCACAUGGCCGAGGGGAUGGCCCCAUACGCGGCCCCGAUGCCGGUGCCCGCCGGCCGGUAUUACCAGCAGCCGAUGGCCCACAGUGCGGCCCCGGGUGCCCAGUUUGCCGGACCGCCCUUCGGCGGGGCCACCAUCAUGCCCAACACCGGCGGCGGGGCUCUGUACUUCCCUCCCGGGCAUCAGCCACAGGCAAUCUUCUUCCGCAGCGACGAUCAAGCCGAUGUCGCCGAUGAGGCCCAGGUGGAGGACGCCCAGGAGGAUGGCCAAAAGAACAACCACCCGGAGCACACGCAUGAAUCGACCGACGGCCGGGCCAUGGCUCGUCGGUCGGACUCCCCCCCACGCGACGCCACCACGCCCGAUGGGGCCGCCAGGGUGCGGUCGCGCUUCCCCACCGAGCAGCUUGCCGUUGGGUAUGCCGGCUUCAAUGGUGUGCCGGAUGACCGGCUGGCGCAGCGCACCCGCAUGCGCCCGGCCGGCCGGCGGAUCAAGAUCUCCGAUGAGCAGCUCAACAUCAGCAGCUUCAAGCAGGACGACCCGAAAUCCUUCUCUCGGCGGAUGACCUUCACCGAGAUGGUGGCCGUGUGUGCGGCCUCCUGCGCGUCGGUCAUCGCCGCGGCCUUGAUGGUUCUGGUGGUGGUCACGCGUCGGCGCCGCGACACGGAGGAUCGCGAGGCGGGUGUGCCUGUGGGUGGCCGGUCGGACGCCGGGAGUUCCGGGGCCCCGGGGCCCGGUGCAGGCCGCCAACCGGACACCCGGUCGUCGUCAUUCUCGGCCUUCGCCCAUGUGACGACAACGGCACCGGCAGCGCCGGCCGCCAACAAGUCCGCCUUGAGCCUGGACGAGUCACAUGGCGAUGAUGGCAGUCACAAGUCGGACCUCGACCACGGCUACAGCAUGCUGGGUCGCGCUGACGGACGAGGUGCCAUCAGUGGCGAUGAGGAUGACAGCCCUUCGGACCAAGAGCUCACCCAGUACAUCCGCAAUGCCUCCCUGCCGGAGGCAGAUAUCCCUCCCUUCUAAGGGAAGUAGGCGUCCGAAGGGACCCCCACGGACAUGCGUCCAGAGGCAUGUCCACAUUCCCCGAGAAGAGGGAGAGGAAGGGGCCGAGUGCAGUGGGCUGUAAUGUGGCCACCACGAUCUCCGGGGAGGGCCUUUCCCAAGUGACGUGGUGUGUUGUGCAUUGUCCCCCCCCUCCCGCGCUCUCCCCUCGCCCCUCGCGCCCCCCUGAGCGCCCUGGUCAUCCAUUUGUACACCGCUUCAC
Molecule: messenger RNA, 3013 nt
Organism: Fonticula alba
Lineage: Eukaryota; Rotosphaerida; Fonticulaceae
Exons: 2
Coding region: 1-2772 (923 amino acids)
Source: RefSeq, a predicted model, not a curated record